Zea mays is the source of this 849-nucleotide messenger RNA. Its product is annotated as protein LURP-one-related 11. The transcript has a single exon. Lineage: Eukaryota; Viridiplantae; Streptophyta; Magnoliopsida; Poales; Poaceae. The record is from RefSeq and is a predicted model, not a curated record. The coding region runs from base 75 to 689 and encodes 204 amino acids.
GCUGCAGCGCUUGCAUUGCUCCCAAAGAGCUCAGCGGCAGAUCGAGCAACCAGCGCGCCCUCUCGACCCUCCCCAUGGCCAAGAUCCAGCCUCUGCCUGCAGUCUCGUCGCCGGCGCCGGCCUCCAACGCGGACGAGCCGUCGCAGGUGUACACGGUGUGGAUGAAGUCGCUGGUGUUCAACGGCAACGGCUGCACGGUGUAUGGCGCGGACGGCGGCGUGGCGUUCCGCGUCGACAACUACGGCUGCAGGGGCGGGCGCGAGGCCUUCCUCAUGGACCGCGCCGGCAGGACGCUCGUCGGGAUCCAGAGGAGGAGCUGCUUCGGGAUGUUCAGGAGAUGGGAGGCCUACCGGUACUCCGAAUCCGAGUCCGACGGCCGCGAGGAGACGAGGACGCCGUGGUUCGCGGUGCGCAAGGCGCGGCGGGGCGGUAGAGCUGCCGUGACGGUGCAUGGCAGCGGCGGGAGGAGCGGGGCGUACGCGAUCGUCGGCGGGUACUCGCGCAAGCCGGACUACAGAAUCAUCGGCAGCACUGACGGUGCUGCCGUGGCGGCGAUCGCCAGGAAGCAGACGCCGGCCGGGGUGGUUCUGGGAGACGACGUCCUGAUGCUGACGGUGGCGCCGGGGACGGACCGUCUCCUCGUGUUGGGCUUGGUCGUCAUCUGUGGCCUCAUGACCCGUCGCUUGUGAUGGCCGAUGGCGAUGACUUCAGCACGGCCAAGCAUGUGAUUUCUUCAUGCGUUUUUUUCCCACUUUUUGGUGGAUGUAUUUUUUCUGGAUUCUACGGACGUACAACUGUAUGCUGGCCAUAUAUAUUAUCUAUGAAACAGACUUCUUCUUUUUUUUUCAA